AUGACUUACAAGACAAAUGAAUCGUAUUGUGAAUCAGGGAAUAACCCUAAUGUUGAAGCGUAUUGUGAAUCAGGGAAUAACCCCAAUGCUGUAGCGUAUUGUGAAUCAGGGAAUAACCCCAAUGCUGUAGCGUAUUGUGAAUCAGGGAAUAACCCCAAUGUUGUAGCAUAUUGUGAAUCAGGGAAUAACCCCAAUGCUGUAGCGUAUUCGUAUUAUGAAUCAGGGAAUAACCCCAAUGCUGUAGCGUAUUGUGAAUCAGGGAAUAACCCCAAUGCUGUAGCGUAUUGUGAAUCAGGGAAUAACCUCAAUGUUGUAGCGUAUUGUGAAUCAGGGAAUAACCCCAAUGUUGUAGCGUAUUGUGAAUCAGGGAAUAACCCCAAUGCUGUAGCGUAUUGUGAAUCAGGGAAUAACCCCAAUGCUGUAGCGUAUUGUGAAUCAGGGAAUAACCCCAAUGUUGUAGCGUAUUGUGAAUCAGGGAAUAACCCCAAUGCUGUAGCGUAUUGUGAAUUAGGGAAUAACCUCAAUGUUGUAGCGUAUUGA
Ruditapes philippinarum (Manila clam) is the source of this 540-nucleotide messenger RNA. Its product is annotated as circumsporozoite protein-like. The record is from RefSeq and is a predicted model, not a curated record. Lineage: Eukaryota; Metazoa; Mollusca; Bivalvia; Venerida; Veneridae. Bases 1 to 540 code for a protein of 179 amino acids. The transcript has 3 exons.